UUUUCGGCUUUCGGUUCGGAGGAGGCAACGGUGCAACUUUCUUCGGUCGUCCCGAAUCCGGGUUCAUCCGACACCAGCCACCUCCACCAUGCCGCCCAAGUUCGACCCCAACGAGAUCAAAGUCGUGUACUUGAGGUGCACCGGAGGCGAGGUCGGCGCCACAUCCGCCUUGGCCCCUAAGAUCGGUCCUCUGGGUCUGUCUCCCAAAAAAGUUGGUGAUGACAUCGCCAAGGCUACCGGUGACUGGAAAGGCCUCAGGAUUACAGUGAAACUGACCAUCCAGAGCAGACAGGCCCAGAUUGAGGUGGUGCCCUCUGCCUCUGCCCUGAUCAUCAAAGCCCUCAAGGAGCCACCAAGAGACAGGAAGAAGCAGAAAAACAUUAAACACAGUGGAAACAUCACUUUUGAUGAGAUUGUCAACAUUGCCCGGCAGAUGAGACACCGGUCUUUGGCCAGAGAACUUUCUGGAACUAUCAAGGAGAUCCUGGGUACUGCACAGUCUGUGGGCUGCAAUGUGGAUGGCCGCCACCCUCAUGACAUCAUAGAUGACAUCAACAGCGGUGCGGUGGAGUGCCCAGCUAGUUAGGCAACAAGAAAAUACUUAAAUAAAAACUAUCUGA
This is a messenger RNA of Rattus rattus (black rat), 620 nucleotides long. RefSeq names its product 60S ribosomal protein L12-like. The record is from RefSeq and is a predicted model, not a curated record. NCBI's taxonomy places the organism in Eukaryota, Metazoa, Chordata, Mammalia, Rodentia, Muridae. Bases 89 to 586 code for a protein of 165 amino acids. The transcript has a single exon. Gene Ontology annotation, biological process: translation. Gene Ontology annotation, cellular component: cytosolic large ribosomal subunit; ribosome. Gene Ontology annotation, molecular function: large ribosomal subunit rRNA binding; structural constituent of ribosome.